This is a messenger RNA of Prorocentrum cordatum, 1090 nucleotides long. Lineage: Eukaryota; Dinophyceae; Prorocentrales; Prorocentraceae. The record is from the annotation of a GenBank genome assembly.
CGAUAGCGGGAACAAGGCGCACGAGGGCGACAGCAUCGCGAGCGAGGCCGACAGCCAGCAGGCGUUGAGCGGCCGCGUUGUGAUCGAGAGCCACGACGCGGUGAGCGCCAGCGACAACAGGGCGAGCGUGGUCGGCAACCAGCAGGUGCAGGUCGGCAGCGAUCAGGGGCUGAACGGUCACCGGGAGAGCGAGAAAGACGACGCGCUAAGCGUGAUCGACCACAUGGCGAGCGAGAUCGGGAACGCGGUGCGCGCGAACAGCGGCAUGAACCGCGGCAUGGUGAACAUCAACGGCAGCACGAUGCUCGAGGUCGGCAGCCAGCAGGCGCUGACUGGCCGCAGGGGGCGCGAGACCGACGAGGGGAUGAACGGCGGCAAGGUUAGCGAGGGCGAUGCUGCGGGCAGGAUUGGCAACGCUGUGCUUGCGAUCGGCAACUUGGCGAGCGUGAGCGGUGAGGAGAGCACGCGCGGCGGCGAGAGCCUUCUGAUGCGGCUGCUGGAGGCGCCGCUCACGAUCGGCACCGUCAGGGCAUUGGGCGCCGUCAGAGGCGCGGCCGGCGCCCGCGCAGACGAGUGGGGGCAGGCCCUCAUGGUCGAGCGGGGCCGCAGGUUCAAGCUCAAGCUGGUGGAGAAGUACUCGGGCUCAGCAGGCCUCCUGCGCAAGGUCUGUGCGUGGAGGGCCGCCUGGGGCCCGCCGCGGGGCUCGGUCAGCAAGCGGCCCCUGGCCGCCUGCCUUCAGCGCGCGGUGGGGCAGGCCUAUCGAGAGCGAGCUGGACUCAUAGGCUGGCACCCUCGCCACUGGAGCUGGCUGGGCGACAACCUCUUGGACUUCCUCGGCGUCGUCCUGGCGCGGCGCGAGAACUUGCGCUCGUGGCCAGACGAUAUCCACCACAUGGUCAUCUUCAUUGUGGGCAAGCUCGAUGGUGGCGGCAGACCGACUUGCCUGCUCCGCACGCUAUCGCGAGUCUGGGAGGGCGGUCGAGCCGCCCGCAUGGAGCGCUGGGGGGCCAAGAAGUGCGGGAGCUACGACUGGGAAGCACCAGCGAGGAGCAGCGAACAUGCGGUCUUGCGCGUGCUGCUGGACGACGAG